Molecule: messenger RNA, 955 nt
Organism: Zerene cesonia (dogface butterfly)
Lineage: Eukaryota; Metazoa; Arthropoda; Insecta; Lepidoptera; Pieridae
Product: juvenile hormone acid O-methyltransferase-like
Exons: 4
Coding region: 106-915 (269 amino acids)
Source: RefSeq, a predicted model, not a curated record
UCCACCAGAACCACGACAGUCAGCGCACGCCUUCCUACCUAAUCCAAGCACACGUCCACAUUCAUAAAAAUCCUCUGUAGAAAAACUGUUUAAAAAAAAACAAUAAUGAACAACGUUGAAUUAUAUCAGAAAUACAAUAGAGUACAAGCACACGAAGCCCUUCAAUUCCUUGAAGAAUAUACAAAAAAGCUCCACUGGAAAGACGGAGCCACUGUAAUGGAUAUAGGAAGUGGAGAUGGCAAAGUCACAGCAACCAUAUUGAAGAAUUACUUGCCUCCCGGCACCAGAGUGGUAGGCACCGACAUAAGUGAGAGGAUGGUUAAUUUCGCCAACAAAACCUACGCUUCAGAUGACAUUGAAUUUGAGGUACUCGAUAUUGAGGGUGAACUGCCCGCGCAAAUGCGAGGAAAAUUUCAACAAGUAUUUUCGUUUUUUGCUCUGCAGUGGCCUGAAAAAAUUGAUGUCGUAUAUUCAAAUAUUUAUAACAUGCUAGCCGAUGAAGGCGAGUGCGUGCUCAUGUUUCUCGGGCGAUUGUCAUUCUAUGACGCCUUAAGGAAUUUCUCCAGAAACAGUCGAUGGAGCCCUUGGAUGCAGGAUAUGGAAAAAUAUUUGUCACCUUACCAUGAUUGCCAGGAUCCGGAAAAAGAAAUAAAGCGCUUAAUGCACAAAAUUGGCUUCACCGACGUUGACGUAAAACACAAAUCGAAAUCAUUUCUUUUCGAUAGCGCAGAAGAGAAAAUGAAAACUUUAUCCGCAGUAAACGCAAUGAAUAUUCCUAAUGAGCUAUUUGAUGAAUACAUGGAAGAAGUUAUGCAGGAGAUUUGUCGUAUUGACAGAUUAAACCGAAACAUCGAUUGCUCCUUGGCAAUGAAAACUUUAUAUUUCAAUGUUAUUUAUAUUUAUGCUAAAAAGUAGAUAUCAUAUAAUUGUUUGUACAUUUUUAAAAUAAAUAAUG